AUUCCCACACACACAUGCACGCGCGUGUCCGAAAGCGAGGCCUAUAUAAAAGUGACGACCGCAGAACAAAAAACUCAAUUCCGUUUGUGGUUGUGCGCGGUGAAAGAAACACUUAGCAAGUCGAAACAAUUCCGAAUUUAUUUAACGUGAGUUUAGAUUAAAAAGGAAAAUAAUCAAAUCUAUGAAACAUUUUUCUUUUCAUUCCAACCGUCAUAUCAAAACAAUAUAACGAAACGUGAAAUCCAACAACAACAAAUUGAAAACGUGCUUUACAAAUAGCCAGCGUGGACAGCAGUUUGAAUAGAGGAACGUUCUCGAAGCUUGAAGAGAAACCCUCUACGGAAACGGAACUAAAAUGGUUUUGACUGGCACUCGGCGCGGCCAAGCGUUCCACGCAUUUCUAAUUGUCGCGCUGUCGUCAUCGCUGACUCUGAUGCACGUACAGGCACAGGAACCGCGGCGUGACGACAAAUGGCCGCCACCAGCCGUCCUGAAAAUGGCCAAAAUAUUCCACGAUAUUUGCGUUGAAAAAACUGGGGUCACAGAAGAGGCAAUUAAGGAGUUCAGUGAUGGACAAAUACACGAAGACGAAGCGCUCAAGUGCUACAUGAAUUGCUUGUUCCACGAGAUCGAUGUGGUGGACGAUAACGGUGACGUUCAUCUAGAGACGCUCUUCAACACCGUACCGGGUACCGUACGUAACCAGCUGAUAAAUAUGGCGAAGGAGUGUGAGCAUCCAGAAGGCGACACGCUGUGCCACAAAGCAUGGUGGUUCCACCAAUGCUGGAAGAAGGCCGAUCCAGUGCAUUAUUUCCUACCAUAAAGCUUUUAGUGUUUCCACGGGCAUUAACUUUUAGCACGAUCCCGAUCCUCGAUUCCAAAUGCGUAUUGACGAAAGAGUUUGCAGAAAAACGGUUGCAAGGCAUUACGUAACAAUUUGUAGUUGUUUUGAUUUAUUUUAGCGCAAUUUUAGUUUUAUUAAAGCAUUACAGAAAAUACCAAA
Messenger RNA from Bactrocera dorsalis (oriental fruit fly), 1003 nucleotides. Its product is annotated as pheromone-binding protein-related protein 6. The coding region runs from base 356 to 823 and encodes 155 amino acids. Lineage: Eukaryota; Metazoa; Arthropoda; Insecta; Diptera; Tephritidae. Gene Ontology annotation, molecular function: odorant binding. The record is from RefSeq and is a predicted model, not a curated record. Gene Ontology annotation, biological process: sensory perception of smell. The transcript has 5 exons.